AUGAGGAACAGAGUGAUCGGUAAAAUGCGUUGGGUGAAAUAUUUAAUGUUCUUUUUCAACUCCAUAUUCUGGUUAACUGGAGUGUCUCUGGUUGUGAUCGGCGGUCUGGGAGAGCUGCUGUAUGGCGACUACAAAGACAUUACACAGGCAGGCUUCACUUCUGCCACUGCCAUCCUUGUAGGAGUAGGCAUAGUGAUUGGGAUUCUUGGCUUUGCUGGGUGUUACGGAGCCAUUAGAGAAAACUAUUACACCCUGAAGGUGUUUUCUUAUUUGUUGAUCUUGCUAUUGAUCGCUGAAGUAUCACUGGGUUUGUGGCUGUACUUUGCGCAUUUUAGCGUCGGUAAAUUCCUCCAGGAUUUUCUGAACGACAUACUAAGCAAAUACGAGAGCGACAAAAGUAUUCAAGAUCUCAUCGAUCGAGUACAGCGUAAGUACGACUGCUGUGGCUCUAACAGCUACAAAGACUGGUUUGAUUCGCGGUGGAACGUGCAACGCCAAAACAAAAGCGUGAAUCAUUGGGUGAACAACGUGCCGCGAUCGUGUUGUCUCAGUAACACCACGGACGAUUCAAGUUGUGGAAAUGAUUUGGACACGCCAGGAAAGCCUGCACAAAUGUUUGUACACACUGAAGGCUGUUUGCGACUGAGAGAGUUCUUCUCGCGUCAUCUUUUAUUUAUGAUCAGUCUGGGUGCUGGUGUAAUGGCAAUACACGUUCUUGCGAUUCUGUUCACGUUUUGUCUGCGGCGCGCGAUAAAAUAUUCGUAUAUGUUGGAUCACGUCGAUGGUUUACAGCUAAUGUAG
Porites evermanni is the source of this 801-nucleotide messenger RNA. Lineage: Eukaryota; Metazoa; Cnidaria; Anthozoa; Scleractinia; Poritidae. The record is from the annotation of a GenBank genome assembly.